AUGGGCUCUUCAGUUUCACCCUUGGCGACCCUUGGCAUUCUCUCCAUUGGAGAUAUGGGUGUCGGAAUUGCAAAGCUACUCUCCGCCCACCAAUAUCGCGUUAUUACGAACGCAGAAGGCAGGAGCCAGUCGACGAAAGAUCGUGCUCGGAAUAAUUCAAUUGACCUUGUUACGACGGACGUCGAUCUUUGCAAUCAAGCUGAUUAUAUCCUGUCCAUCGUCCCGCCUCGCGAUGCCCUCGGAACUGCACGGCGUGUCAUCGACGCCUCCUCUAAUUCCUCGUUUGCGAAGCGUGGCAAUCCACUAUACUUCAUCGACUUGAACGCAAUCAGCCCACGUUCAGCGCGUGAGAUAAACGACCUCUUCUCGAAGUCAUCGCCCGAUGUCCGUUUAAUCGACGGUGGAAUCAUCGGCGGUCCACCAAAGCGUCAAGAAGACGGCAAGUGGACCCGCCCAAGUGUCGUCGUUUCCGGACCUCACCGCUUGGUUGAUGCGCAACCUUCCGGCAAACAUCUAGCGGAGGUGUUGAGCAUGAAGCAUGUGAACGACACUAUCGGGUCCGCAACAGGCCUGAAGAUGUGUUUCGCAUCGCUUUCCAAGGGCUUUACAGCGCUGGCCAUCGAGUCGUUCACUACAGCACACAACUUGGGCGUGACUGAGCAGCUCAAGGAGCAUCUCGAGCAGUUCAAUCCCAUGGCUGCGAAGACUGCGGAGCGCGGGCUUGUCAGUAUGCCGCCGAAGGCAUAUAGAUGGGUCCGGGAAAUGGAGGAAAUUGCUGAGACUUUUGAAGCGGAUGGUGGUUUCGAGGAUGACGAGUCCAUCUUCCGGCCAAUUGCGAGGGUCUACGAAUUGGUGGCGAAUGGUACGGAGCUUGGAAGGGAGGUUACUGAGGAUCGAAAGCGUGGCAAGACAGCAGGUGACGUGGCGACUUUGAUGAGCGAAGGGACGCAGCGGCGGAAGCAGAAGACUGAAUGAAGCUAGGACAAUCAUAUGGAUUCCUUGUCGCCACCGUCAUAAGGCU
Molecule: messenger RNA, 1021 nt
Organism: Baudoinia panamericana UAMH 10762
Lineage: Eukaryota; Fungi; Ascomycota; Dothideomycetes; Mycosphaerellales; Teratosphaeriaceae
Exons: 2
Coding region: 1-975 (324 amino acids)
Molecular function (GO): NADP binding; oxidoreductase activity, acting on the CH-OH group of donors, NAD or NADP as acceptor
Source: RefSeq, a predicted model, not a curated record